CUCUCUCUCUCUCUCUCGCUCUGGGUGUGUGAGAGAAGAAUGGGAGCUGCUAGCUCAGCUUGGGGUUGGGUUCUACUCUGCAUAGUGUGGUGGUCUCUAAGUCUUGAGCUGGCACAGUGCAAUGUUGUGUAUGAUAGGAAGGCUCUUAUCAUUGAUGGGCAGAGGAGAAUUCUCUUUUCUGGCUCCAUUCACUAUCCCAGAAGUACUCCCGAGAUGUGGGAAGGCCUUAUUCAGAAGGCCAAAGAUGGUGGUUUGGAUGCCAUAGACACCUAUGUGUUCUGGAAUCUUCAUGAGCCUUCUCCUGGCAAUUAUAAUUUUGAGGGGAGGUAUGAUUUGGCUCGGUUCAUAAAGACGGUCCACAAGGCGGGGCUUUAUGUGCAUCUUCGCAUUGGGCCUUAUAUUUGCUCAGAAUGGAAUUUUGGGGGGUUUCCAGUUUGGCUGAAGUAUGUUCCAGGCAUUAGCUUCAGAACAGAUAAUGAGCCUUUCAAGUCAGCAAUGCAAAAAUUUACCCAGAAAAUCGUCCAACUGAUGAAGGAUGAAAAGUUAUUUGAGUCCCAAGGUGGCCCCAUCAUUCUUUCUCAGAUUGAGAAUGAAUAUGAGCCAGAAAGCAAGGCUUUUGGGGCUUCUGGUUAUGCAUACAUGACUUGGGCUGCAAAGAUGGCUGUCGGAAUGGGUACUGGGGUCCCAUGGGUGAUGUGCAAGGAACAGGAUGCUCCAGACCCAGUGAUAAACACUUGCAAUGGUUUCUAUUGCGACUAUUUUUCCCCAAACAGAGUGCACAAACCCACACUAUGGACUGAGGCUUGGACUGGCUGGUUUACAGAAUUUGGUGGUCCAGUGUACCAGCGACCUGUUGAAGAUUUGGCAUUUGCAGUUGCCGGAUUCAUUCAAAAAGGAGGCUCCUUCGUAAAUUAUUACAUGUACCAUGGAGGAACCAAUUUUGGGAGAACUGCUGGAGGCCCUUUUAUUACUACCAGCUAUGACUAUGAUGCUCCCAUUGAUGAAUAUGGUUUGAUCAGGCAACCUAAGUAUGGCCACUUAAAGGAACUCCAUAAGGCUGUUAAGUUAUGUGAGCCAGCUCUGCUAAAUGCUGACCCUACUGUCACAUCCUUAGGGAGCUAUGGACAGGCACAUGUAUUCUCUUUCAAGUCAGGAGUUUGUGCAGCUUUUCUCUCAAACUACAAUACAAAGUCAGCUGCAACGGUGACUUUCAAUAACAUGAACUUUCACCUUCCCCCUUGGUCCAUCAGCAUCCUUCCAGAUUGCCAAAAUGUUGUAUUCAACACUGCUCGAGUGGGAGUUCAGACAUCCCAAACACAACUUUUGCACACUAACUCUGAAUUGCGCUCAUGGGAAAUCUUCAAUGAAGACAUUUCUUCAGUGGCUGGUGAUACAACAAUCACGGUCAUUGGCCUCUUAGAUCAGUUGAACAUCACUAGAGACUCCAGUGAUUAUUUGUGGUACACAACCAGCAUCGACAUAAGUCCAUCAGAAUCAUUUCUGCGUGGAGGCCAGCAUCCCAGUCUAACCGUGCAGUCAGCUGGAGAUGCUAUACAUGUUUUUAUCAAUGACCAACUCUCAGGAUCGGCUUACGGGACUAGGGAAUACAGGAGAUUCACUUUUACAGGAAAUGUCAACCUGCAUGCUGGACUGAAUAAAAUUUCACUUCUCAGUAUAGCUGUUGGAUUGGCGAACAAUGGUCCUCAUUUUGAGAUGCGGAGCACAGGGGUGCUGGGACCAGUUGUUCUACAUGGACUAGACCAAGGAAAGAGAGAUUUAUCAUGGCAGAAAUGGUCAUACAAGGUUGGGCUAAAAGGAGAAGACAUGAAUCUGGGUGCUCUACAUUCCAUCUCGGAGGUGGAUUGGAUGAAGGGGUCCCUAGUGGCACAUAAACAGCAGCCACUGACUUGGUAUAAGGCCAGUUUUGAUGCACCAAAAGGAGAUGACCCCUUGGCUUUGGACAUGGGGAGUAUGGGGAAGGGUCAAGUAUGGAUCAAUGGGCAGAGCAUUGGAAGAUACUGGACUACUUAUGCUACUGGCAACUGCAGCGAAUGCGCUUAUUCUGGUACAUUCAGGCCUAAGAAGUGCCAAUUUGGUUGCCAGCAUCCAACUCAACAAUGGUACCACGUUCCUCGGUCUUUCUUAAAAUCGUCUAACAACCUAUUGGUAGUUUUUGAGGAGAUUGGUGGUGAUGUAUCAAGGAUUGGUCUAGUAAAAAAAUCAGUGACAAGUGUUUGUGCUGAGGUUUCUGAAAGCCACCCUCACUUCAGGAAUUGGCAAACUGAGAGCCAUGGCCAACUGGAAGAGCAAAAUAAGCCCAAAAUAAGCCUACACUGUACAGAGGGACACUCCAUUUCUGCCAUUAAAUUUUCAAGCUUUGGAACUCCAUCUGGAAGCUGUGGAACUUUUCAGCAUGGUGACUGUCAUGCUCCAAACUCAAAUGCUGUCCUGGAAAAGGAGUGCAUAGGCAAGCAGAAAUGUUCAGUGACCAUAUCAAAUACCAACUUUGGCAAGGACCCAUGUCCAAGCAAACUGAAGAAGUUGUCUGUGGAAGCUGUUUGUGCCCCUAUCUAAGUACUUAAAUUGCCACAAGUUGAAGGGUUUAAGAGGAAGUUGAGAAAAUCUAAUUCCAUAAAAAGAAAGAAAUUGGAUCAGCAACAGAGCAAUGUGUUAGCAGCAAAAUAUAGAAUGUCACAUUUUUAUUUAUGGAAACGUAGGUAUCGUCUACGGUUGUAACUUGUAAUUGUAAUUAGGUCCAAAAUCGCAAUUCAAUUCAACCCAUAUGACUAACAUUGUCGUUUCCACUUGUAGUCAGAUUACCAAUUUUAUGAAACUAGGCAAUGGAUGUUUUUUGAUACAAGUGAUAUUGAUGAAGGACGGAAUUGAAU
This is a messenger RNA of Prunus mume (Japanese apricot), 2888 nucleotides long. Its product is annotated as beta-galactosidase 3-like. Gene Ontology annotation, molecular function: hydrolase activity, hydrolyzing O-glycosyl compounds; carbohydrate binding. Gene Ontology annotation, biological process: carbohydrate metabolic process. The record is from RefSeq and is a predicted model, not a curated record. NCBI's taxonomy places the organism in Eukaryota, Viridiplantae, Streptophyta, Magnoliopsida, Rosales, Rosaceae.